Castor canadensis (American beaver) is the source of this 1293-nucleotide messenger RNA. Its product is annotated as olfactory receptor 4F17-like. Gene Ontology annotation, cellular component: membrane. NCBI's taxonomy places the organism in Eukaryota, Metazoa, Chordata, Mammalia, Rodentia, Castoridae. Gene Ontology annotation, biological process: G protein-coupled receptor signaling pathway. The record is from RefSeq and is a predicted model, not a curated record. Gene Ontology annotation, molecular function: olfactory receptor activity.
AUGCCCGCAUCACCAAAUACCAAGGCAUGCUGUGUGAAAGCCCACACAUACAAUCGAGAAGGUGAAAACCUUGAAUGCUGCCUCAAUCUUUCCUGUGCAUCUGGGAGACCAGACCACGACUGCAUUGAAAUUGUGAAUGAGGCCUUCUCCAGCUGUCUGGACAUAAGUGACCAACCACUUGAUCACCCAGAUGUGGAAUACUUCACCAAUGGGAGCAGUUUUGUUCAUCAAGGAGAAAGGCUAGCAGGCUAUGCAAUGGUUAAUUUCAAUGCCAUCCUCGAGACCAGAAAGUUACCCAAAGGAACCUCUGUUCAAAAGGCUGAACUCAUGCCCAUUACCCAUGCCCUACAACUGAUAGAAGAAGCAAACCAGUCGGUGGUGUCUGAGUUUGUUUUUCAGGGACUUUGCACCUCAAAGGAACUACAGAUCUUUCUAUUCCUGCCAUUUUCUACAAUCUACCUGAUGACUGUGGUGGGCAACCUUUUUGUUGUGAUAGUGAUCAUCACUGAUCACCGUCUGCAUUCUCCCAUGUACUUCUUGCUAGCUAAUCUCUCAUUUGUUGACUUCUGCCUUUCCUCAGUGACCACCCCUAAGCUGACCAUCGAUCUCCUACAGGACAACAGGACUAUUUCCUUUGGGGGCUGUAUGAUCCAGAUCCUCUGUGCUCAUUUCUUUGGAGGGGGUGAGAUUGUGCUUCUUGUGACAAUGGCUUAUGACUGUUAUGUGGCCAUCUGCAAGCCACUCCAUUACACCAGCAUCAUGGACAGACAGAAGUGCAUUGGACUAGUUUUGAUAUCAUGGGUCAUUGGCUUUUUACAUGCAAUGAGUCAACUGCCCAUGAUACUGGAACUGCCCUUUUGUGGACCCAGAGUAGUGGACAGCUUUUUCUGUGAUAUCCCUUUAGUGAUAAAAUUAGCCUGCAGGGAUACUGAUACCUUGGGAGUAGUGACAAAUGUUGACAGUGGUGUUUUAGCAACAACUUGCUUCAUUCUCUUGUUGAUUUCCUAUACUUACAUCCUGUUAACUGUCUACCUUCACUCUACAGAUGGUGCAUCAAAGGCAUUCUCUACUUGCACAUCCCACAUCAUAGUCGUGGUGCUGUUCUUUGGACCCUGCAUUUUCAUGUAUUUAUGGCCUGUCCCCAUCACUUGGGUGGAGAAGUUUCUUGCUGUGUUUAACACAGUGAUCACACCUCUCCUAAAUCCAGCCAUUUACACACUGAGAAAUAAAAAUAUUAAGAAUUGCAUAAAGAAAUUGAUAAAUCAGCAUGUGAAUACAAGUAAUAAUUGUUAG